AUGUUGUUGUUAGAAACAGAUAAAAUUAGUCGUGAACUAUUCAAUGCUAUUGAUGAAAAUGAUGUAUAUAAAGUAAAAACUAUAUUAUUAUCAUCGAAAGUACUCCAACAUAAUUUUGAUUAUUAUGAAAAAGAUGAACAACCAAUUUUACAUUAUUGUUGUCUAAAAGGAAAUUUAGAAUUAGUUAAAUUAUUUGUACAAAUGGGUGCUAAUCAAUAUGUUCCAAAUCGAUUUGGAUGGUUACCAUUACAUGUUGCUAUUUAUCUAGAAUUUAAAGAUAUUACUCAAUAUUUAUUAAAUUUAUCAAAUGAUUAA
Didymodactylos carnosus is the source of this 315-nucleotide messenger RNA. Lineage: Eukaryota; Metazoa; Rotifera; Eurotatoria; Philodinida; Philodinidae. The record is from the annotation of a GenBank genome assembly.